Messenger RNA from Zootoca vivipara (common lizard), 521 nucleotides. The record is from RefSeq and is a predicted model, not a curated record. NCBI's taxonomy places the organism in Eukaryota, Metazoa, Chordata, Lepidosauria, Squamata, Lacertidae.
GCAUUUCUCUGGGAGUUGGGCUGCUAAAAACUUAUAUGUAUGCAAACAAAAGGAUUGUAAAUCAGGUUUUCCUAAGAGAAAGGUGUUCCAGACUGGAGUGUGUUUGGUUAUUGGCAUUCCUAACAGGAUCCUCUCUCCUUCUGUAUUAUACGUUCUACCCUCAAUCUCUUCAUUACAGCUUGAUCCUUUUAAGUCCUACUGUGGAUUACACAAAUUUCUGGGAGGUACUUUGGAUCGUGGGGAUCACAGACUUCAUUCUGAAGUUUCUCUUCAUGGGCUUCAAAUGCAUCGUUCUCUUGCUGCCUUCUUUUAUCAUGUCUUUUAAGUCCAAGGGUUAUUGGUAUAUGCUCUUGGAAGAGCUCUGCCAGUACUACCGCAAGAUCGUCCCUGUGCCAGUCUGGUUCCGGUACUUUGUUGGCUUAAGGGAGCUGGACAGCCCAUUGGGGUGGAGUCUUGGAAUCUUGAUGGCCCUGCUCUACCUCAUCCUAAAGGUAAACCCCAAUUUGCUUCUGAACCCUUAA